AUGGAAAACCGGUCCAAACAGGUCAAGGUGACAUUACCUCCUCUCUCAGCUCUCACCACUUCCAUCGAUCUCGAACGCAACCGCGCUCAUCCAUCCGCUCACGAUCGCAAUCACAUCCAACAAAGCCCCGUUAUAAAUGCGCACGAUGUAGUCAUGAGAGACGUCCGAAGGUCCAGCGUUCAAUAUGACACGGAUGCGUCUUUGAUGCAUGGCGAGGCUCGUUGGUCAAAAGAGUGCACCAUCCCAAGAGAGCUUCAACGCUCUUCGGCAGCCAACUCGCCUUCUAUCCACACCAUCCAGAGUUUACCAUCCACAUCUCCCUCGUCGUCUUUUCACAACGAGCUGACCCUUCAGCCAGUGUCGCCACGUCCACCCAGGUCUAUCACGCGCGGCAUCGCAGAGUCGAACAGACCGCGUUCCAACUCGUCGCCACACAAGAAGAGGAUGCAGAAUCCGCCAAGAAGAUCGUCGCUCGCCGAAGCCUCAGAAGCUGAUAGGAUUCUCGAUAGUCUGCUCUAUGUCCAAAACAUUAAUCGCCGCCUCGGGCUCAACGUCGCAAGCCCUGCUUCGCCAUCUCUAUUUCGCAGAUCCGACGCGACUAGGCUGCUACACAACAAGCUGCUCGAUGAACUUGACAAUAUGGCCCUCUUCUCCCAGUCGCGUGCGGAAUCGGUCGCAAAUCACAUUGGCCUUGGCGACUAUCUGGCACCCUCACGAGCUUUUCCAAAUCCAGAGUCACUUCGAGACGUGACGCACGACAACGCCAAUCUGCACGCGCCAGCCGUUUCCUCGGGUCAAGCCGGUCACUCUGCAUGGCCUCCGAACGACUCUACCGAAAGGAUGCAUCCAUCCAUAGGUCGACUCAGCUUGGAAGACCGGCUUCCUCACGAAUCUGAUCAUUAUUAUCCACCCGAUGCACUCGAGCGGGAUUACCGAGAAGCUCGUGCUGAGCCUCGCACGGGCGCGCGCGACGCCUACGCCGCACAUCUCGUCCAUGCCGACCCUCCUCAUCGCCCCAUCUCAAAGGCCGUCUCCUUUGAGCAUGCGCGCGCCCAUUCACGUUCUUACCAUCACGGCCAUCCCUACGAGCCUACUCCGACCGAAUUUCCGCGCUUUGAGGCUGAAGCGCGCGCAUCACACGAACAGCUGGUACAUCAUCCCUACGCACACGCUGCUCCGCCGCCGCCCGUGUAUUUUGCAGACAGUCGACAUCAGCAGCAGAUGGACCUUCUAGAUCGAAGGCGACUGGCUGGAAAAGGCAUGAAGAGGGUCCGUAAGCGCAAGAACGAGCAUCAUCAGGAAUGUCUGGGUUGUCAGGCAAAGGAGACGCCAGAAUGGAGAAAGGGCCCCAUGGGUCCGCGAACGCUGUGUAACGCGUGCGGGCUACUGUACGCCAAGCUUACCAAGCGCAAGCAGCAGGAAGCGGAAGCUGCUGCCAGAGCCAGCGGCAAAUCUGCCGAAGACAUUGUCAGAGAACGGGAAGAGUCACCUGGAGCCAAGCAAGCCAGCCUCGAGGCGCUACGAGCCGAGCUCAACCUCGCCAAUGGCUUGCGCAAUCGACCAACGUCGUCGACCGCUUCAUCGAUGGGCUCCUCCAAUAUGCUCAACGCGCCGCAACUCGCCACUGAAUUUUCGUCUCCGCGUUUCCACGAGGGCAUGCAUCAUGAUGCCGCUUCCAACCAACCGUGGCCUGCUCGACAUGCCGAGGACGUUCAGCUUUUUGCUCAUCAUCCCCCGUCUCAUCGCACCAUGAUGGUCAGCCCCGGCCGAUCCAAUUCUCUGAGUCAUGUCGAGAGCUUGGACCAACUAGCAAUCCACCAUCGGAUCGAUAGUGGCUCGGGUCCAUCAGGUACAUAUACACGUUCAGCGCCAAUGCGGCCGUAUACAGGAGGUGAUAGCCCCUCCUCGCGUCCAUUAGCGCAUCAGCCUGUCAGGCAGCGCUCCUCCACCCUACAGUCCUCCGCUGCGGCACCUCCACGCCACACCACCUCUCCUUAUGAUCGGACAGUCUCACCAGGCACAUCCUCCGCGCACGCAUACGCUCAUCCCGCGCCUGGUGUGCAACGACGACCUCAUCGGUAUAUGUAA
This is a messenger RNA of Mycosarcoma maydis (corn smut), 2088 nucleotides long. RefSeq lists its product as uncharacterized. Gene Ontology annotation, biological process: regulation of DNA-templated transcription. Lineage: Eukaryota; Fungi; Basidiomycota; Ustilaginomycetes; Ustilaginales. The record is from RefSeq and is a predicted model, not a curated record. The transcript has a single exon. Bases 1 to 2088 code for a protein of 695 amino acids. Gene Ontology annotation, molecular function: sequence-specific DNA binding; zinc ion binding.